AUGAAGCUUUUCGUUUUUGUCGCGUUUCUUGCUGUGCUGGUCACCAUAGUUUCAGCGAAGGAAGACCAUGAAAUUUUCGAUUUGGUCACUGCUCUUGAAGCAUCCGAGGGGAAGGGCACCACAUUUUACUCUUGGCUGGAUGUGCCUUCGACGGCGACCCUUGUUGAGAUUAACAAGGCAUACAGGAAGAAAAGCAUACAGCUCCAUCCUGAUAAAAAUCCUGGUGUGAAGGGCAUCCAUGAAAAAUUCGCGCGUCUGGGAAUCAUUGCAACCAUUUUGAAAAAUACCGAUGGACGUAAGCGGUAUGACUUCUUUUACAAAAAUGGUGUACCGAAAUGGAGAGGUUCGGGUUAUUACUAUGCGCGGUUCAGGCCAGGCCUAGGGACUGUCCUGGUAUUUCUCACCAUCCUCACAUCCGGGCUUCAAUAUCUUGUUCAGACAUUGAAUUACAAACGGGAUCUGAGGCGCAUUGAGCUUGCAAUACGGGACGCCAGACUUGCGGCUUGGGGCCCAAAGAUGGAACCACUCCAAGGAAAACGAAAGGUUAAGGUCAACCUUGGCGGAGGUCCUCGUCAAGACGAAGACGGCAAUAUUAUUGCCGGAAAAAUGAUUGAUAUGGUCGUAGAACAAGAUAACGUAUUCAUUCUGGAUCCCUCGGGUAGUCUGCACCUCCUGGAUAUAAAUUCGGCUACGCCUGCGGCGAUUUCAAGAACAUGGUUUAUCGAGGUAUUGAUCAGCAGCACUCGUAAAUUCUCCUACUUCAAAGAAGACUCCUCGAAAGAAGUGGAUAACGAGCAAAGUGCCUCCAUUGUUGACAGACCGGACUCUUCUGGGAGUGGAGGAAGCGAGGGUGAAGAACCUCGACGGGCAGACUAUGUUGCAGCAGUGAAAGCCGGUGGGAGAAGAAGAAAGGCGACGAGGAAGCGGUGA
Molecule: messenger RNA, 930 nt
Organism: Suillus bovinus
Lineage: Eukaryota; Fungi; Basidiomycota; Agaricomycetes; Boletales; Suillaceae
Product: DnaJ-domain-containing protein
Exons: 8
Coding region: 1-930 (309 amino acids)
Cellular component (GO): endomembrane system
Source: RefSeq, a predicted model, not a curated record